Messenger RNA from Coffea eugenioides, 3555 nucleotides. RefSeq names its product putative late blight resistance protein homolog R1B-17. Gene Ontology annotation, biological process: defense response to other organism. The record is from RefSeq and is a predicted model, not a curated record. Lineage: Eukaryota; Viridiplantae; Streptophyta; Magnoliopsida; Gentianales; Rubiaceae. Gene Ontology annotation, molecular function: ADP binding. The transcript has 4 exons. The coding region runs from base 28 to 3030 and encodes 1000 amino acids.
UCUGCCAAAGAAAUCGCAGAGAAAAGGAUGAGGGAAUCACUGUUGCUACUGCUUUUAAAGAUUUUGGUUCUCAAGGCAGACUUUUAUCUUUUGGAGAUACUGAAUGGUAAUGCAAAUUUGCUGUCCCUUGCAAACGAUCGAAUUGAAUCUGUUCGUGAGGGCCUGAAGUUGCUUAUGACAUUUGUCGCAAAUGUACCAGAGGAGAGUUCAGACCAUUUGGAAUUCAUCUUAACAAACAUUGAAGCUGUGGCUAAAAGGAUAAUAUAUCUCUAUCACUCAGUUCUAACCAACAAAAUCACUGAAGAGUUGAUCGAAAGAAUGUACCUUACACUUUCGGAGUUGUUAGAUCAGAUUAAAGUUAACAAGGCAAAGCUGAGAGAGCUUUAUCCCCAAGUUCGAGGAUCAUGUUUCCCCAAGACCAAUGGAUUGGGGUGUGUUGAUUUUCUGUUGAGAAACCUUAAGGAGCUGCAAACCCAUAAAUCUAAGUCAAUUGCAACUGUGAAGAAUCAAAUUGAAAGAAUCCAGGGGGAUAUGGAGUUCUUUAGAUCUUUCCUCAAUGAUAGAGUAAAGGAAAGAACUCAACAUCAAGAACUGAAAGGUCUUGGUGAACGCAUUACAGAGGUGGCAUACAAGGUGGAAUACGUCAUUGACUCAAUCGAGGUUGGCAUUGGUGAUCACUUACAACAUCUGUUAUGGCUUGACUCUCUCUUAGAAGAUAUUAGCCAUAUUAAGAUGGAGGCAGUCAAAAGCUACCAGAAGAAGACUUGUGAUGGCAUACCCCAUAAUGUCACCAGAAGUUCAGCCCAUAUGAUAUCACAAGUUAGUGCCCCAGAACCUGAUGAAGUGGUGGUAAGUCUCAGUGAUCAGGAAGAAGUGAUAAUUGAUCGGCUUAUAAAAGGAUCCUUGCAACAAGAUAUGGUUUCUCUUGUGGGUAUGCCAGGAAUAGGUAAGACAACUUUGGCCAAGAAGUUGUACAAUGAUUCUAGAGUUACUUAUCACUUCCACAUUCGUGCAUGGUGCUGUAUCUCGCAAGUAUAUAGUAAAAGGCAGGUGUUGCUUGACAUAUUAAGCAACAUUAGUGGGCUUACUGACUACAUUCAUAAAAUGACUGAUGAAGAUUUAGAUCUGGAGUUGUAUCAGCAAUUAAAAGGAAGAAGGUAUCUCAUAGUUAUGGAUGACAUGUGGAGCACAGAGGCGUGGGAUGACUUGGAAAGAUCAUUCCCUGAUGAUAAAAAUGGUAGCACACUUCUAAUAACAAGUCGUAUCCAGAAUGUGGCCUUGAAUGCUAAACCUAAUAGUGAUCCUUAUCUUCUUCGUCUCCUCACUGAUGAUGAAAGUUGGAGCUUACUACAACUGAAGAGUUUUCAUGGAAAGGGUUGCCCAACAGAAUUGCUUGGAGUUGGAAAGGAAAUUGCUCAACAAUGUAAAGGACUACCUCUUUCUGUGGUUGCAGUAUCUGGUCUCCUUGAAAGGACGGAAAAGAAACCAGACUUGUGGAAACAAAUUGUUGACAGUUUGAGCAGAAGUUUAAUAGAUGAUCCACAAACCCAGUGCAAGGAAAUCCUAGAGCUGAGUUAUGAGCACUUGCCAUACAAUUUGAAAGCAUGCUUCCUUUAUUUCGGAGCAUUCCUGGAGGACAAAGAUAUCUCUGUGCGCAAGUUGAUAUGGUUGUGGAUUGCUGAAGGUUUUAUUAAGAAAAGUGAAGAGAAAAGCUUAGAGGAUAUUGGAGAGGAUUACCUGAUGGACUUAAUCAGUCGAAGCCUUGUAUUGGUUUCUAAAAGAAGAUCCAUGGGUAGGGUCAAAACAUGUCGAGUUCAUGACAUGCUACAUGAUUUGUGCCUGUCAAGAUCUAAGGAAGAAAUGUUUUUGCAGCCAAUUACCAAGUGUGAUGAACCAUUUGCUUCUUUUGAUGGUUUAGAUGAUGAUGUUGAUUUUGAUCAUUAUUACCCUUCAAAACCAUUAAUAUAUGAAAGACAUCGGCUUUGCAUUUGUUUGGAGCGGAGGCAUUUCAUCAAAUCAAAACCUUCUGGUCCAAGAACAAGGUCUCUGCUAUUUUCUGCAGUUGCUGAUAGGUAUCCCAGAUGCCCAUAUGAUAUCACAUUCAUUUUUCAAAAUUUUAAACUUCUCAGGGUGUUGGAUUUGGAAUCCAUCAAUAUGGGUAUGUUCUUUCCCAUUGGAUUUGAUUUAUUAGUUCAACUAAGGUACUUAGCAGUCAGUGGGGAUCUGGAUUCUAUUCCACCAUCAAUAGCCAGCCUCUGGAAACUAGAGACGUUUGUUGUGAAGGGAUUAAAAGGUAUGGUUGUGUUACCGGUUAUUAUUUGGAGCAUGAGAAUGUUAAGACAUGUUCAUGUAAAUAGUUGUGCUAUGUUCGAUUUGCAAGAAGACCAGCUUGAAGGUUCCUUGGUAUUGGAUAACUUAGUAACUCUUUCCACACCAGCUCUUUCUGGAGGGAAGGAGACAUUGAAGAUACUGAGGAGAUUUCCCAAUCUUCACAGGUUAAGAUGCAUCAUUUUUGAAUCUCCGAGUUCUCCUAUGGGAUGUAAUCAAUUUCCACAAUUUGACAUUCUAAAUCAGCUUGAAUCACUCAACAUCUCUGGUAGGGCCCUUAAUCAGGGAGAAUUGAGCUUCCCCCUGAAUUUAAAAAAAUUGACUUUGUCUAGGCUUCGCCUGCCAUGGAAACACAUGUCUGCUAUUGGGAGACUACAAAACCUUGAGGUUCUCAAAUUACUUUCUAAUGCCUUUGAGGGCCGGAUAUGGGACAUGAGGGAAGGGGAGUUCCUAAAGUUGAAAUUCCUGAAGUUAGAUUCUCUGAAUGUUGUUGAGUGGAAUGCCACUUGCGAUCACCUUCCCAACCUUCAGCAAUUAGUUUUGCGACACUGCAAAGAACUUGAGGCAGUUCCAUUCUCUUUUGGGGAAAUUCCUACCUUGCUGAUGAUUCAAGUGCAACGUUGUGGCCUUUCCACAGAAGAGUCAGUCAGGGACAUUGAGGAGCAAGGGAUUGAAGGCCUCAAGAUCUUCAUCAGUCAUUAAGAUUUGUAUUUCAGAUGGAAAUAGAAGACUUUUUCUUUGAGGAGUUGAACAUAAUGGAAGAGUUUGAGAUAGCUUAAAACGUCAAAAAGGAAGGAAUUUGACAGCUUCUUAGCGGGAAAUUCUGCUGAAAGAAGUUGCAGCUUUAGAUAAGUUGUCUAGGCUUAUUGUGGAGGUUCAAUACCAAGCAGACCUAUCAAACACAAUUUUGUGUGGAAUAAGAUGCUUUAUGUGACAUCCAUAAAUUUGAUGAUUUUGAAUGCAAAGCCUAACAUAAGGGACAACUUGAUCCAAGUGCUUCAGAAUCUGCAGCAAUCUUUGACCUUAAUUAAGUGAAGGCACCAAGAGAGACUUCAGCAUUAAGGGGAAAGUAGCUUAUGGCCUAAUGGGGAAGGAAAAUCUUUAAGGUUAUAGCAGAUGGAGUUGACAAGACUGGAAGCUUGACAAGCCAAGGUUGUACUUAAUUGCUAAGUGUUGACAGUAGCUUCGGAGGUGCAAAAACUGUACGUGUGUUUAUGGAUCAAUCCA